UGGUCGAAUGCAAAGUACGACGGCGACGCACAGUUCGACCGCAAAGCGACGUUGAUGUCAGUUCGUGUGUGUGCAUGUGUGUGUGUGCAAUAAAAAAACUACGAAUUGCGAAAGAGCAAAAAGGCAAGAGACAAAAAAAUAAUUCUACGUUCAGCAAUCAAACAGGCAGCUUGCGGGGUGAAGUGCUAAAACUGUAAAACGGACAAAAGCGGCGCGCGCGGCGUGCAAUGCGCUAAAAAAAAAAAGACAAGCAAUAACAGCCAUUCAGGCCAGGGGAGGGUUUGGCUUGCAUGCGUGUGUGCAUGUGUCCUGCACACAGUGUUGCAUUUUGUGCGUGUACGGGGGGCCGGCUAAAAUCCAAUGAUGUCCGCAUUUGAGGAUGGCCAACAGCAACAACAACGACUACUACAACAGGAACAGCAACAACAACAACAAACACAAACUCCGCAGCCGCGCACGCCACUGAGACUCGCAAAUGAGGCCGCCAACAACAACAACAACAACAGCAGCAGCAGCAGCAGCAGUAGCAGUAAAAACAACAAUAAUUCCAUCAUGGGCAAAGUAAAGUUGCGGGUAUCCAGCAUACUUCCGGAUUCACUAAGCAAAUGGUUUUCACCAACUGCUGACCCAAAUGCCGCCGGCGCCGCCGCAGUCGCUGGGGAAGAGUCGUCAUCGUCAACAUCGCCGCAGCUGCCGCUAUCGCAGCAUAAUGGCAGCGCGUUGACAACUACAAUCAAACAGAAACACAGUCGUCGUCGCAUUCAGCUCGAGGCAGAUGAUGCGCCCGAUAUUGCCGUCGAUGACGGCACCAAUGCGCAGGAUCUCAACGAAGAGGAGGUUCAGCUGGCCGAUAACAUAGCCGAACACGAUCUGGCCGGCGAGGAUGAGCAGACGCGUCGCAGCGAAUAUAAUGUUAGUUUAUUGCGCAAACGUCAACUGGUCGCCAACGAAGACGACGACGACGAUGAUGACGAGGACGCCGAAGAGGAGGACGACGACGAAGCCGACGAUGGUCCACAGCCACUCAACUAUCGAUCGCAACAGCCAAAUCGCAGCGUUAAUUUCCGCAGCAGUGCGGCACAGCCGCUGCAAAAGCGCAAGCGUAUGGAGCCAAUGGAAAGCACCUUUAGUCCUCAAUUUAAUGCACAGCGUCGACGCCCGCAGCUGCACGCCUCAACGCCAGCUGCCAGCGAUGCACUGCGCAGCCAAGCGCCACCGAAUCGUUUCUCAACGCACUUGAACCUCUACGGACAUCAGCGUCAGCGCGAGCCCGCCUACAAUUUCAUGUCCGCCGGCAACAACAGCAGCAGCGAGGCAGCUGUUGCCACCAGCGGGGAUUUGCCAAUGAGCUCGCGACGCUCAUUGAAUAUUGCGCCAAUGACUGAACGCCGCGAAAUGGCGCUGCCCAGCUAUAAGCGGCAAUCGCUGCUGGGUCAUCGCGGCCUUAUGCCCAACUGGCGCAGCUAUCAGACCAUUAGCGAGGUGCCAAAUGAGGAGCAGCAGCAACAGCAACCGCAACAAACAAUGCGCCAGGAGACAAACAACAACAACAACAAUAUAAUACAGACUAAGCGCAGCGGCGGUACAGAUUCCCAAUCUGAGUGCGAGAGCAAUGAGAGCCAUGCGGCUGGCGGGUCAGGCUUUGGUUAUGGACGUAUGAACAACCUCAACAACAACAACAAUAACAUCAAUAGCAAUAGCAAUCAAUUAUUUUAUGGCAAUUUGCAGAGCCGCAAAUCGGUGUUCAAUACGAAUGUAAAUGCAACAUCGCUGCUGCAACACCACAAUUCGACACUAUCGCUCAAUUCGCUGAAUCAUCGCCGUCGCUUUAACGCUUCCAUAUAUGGCAGCACUUCGGCGUUGAGCGAUAGUCGUCUGUUGAGCAGCAGCAUGUCCGGCAAUUCACCAUUUUAUCAGGGACCCACCGCCUUUGGCGGCAGUUCGGCAAACAAUCGUUAUUUUAGUCAAGGCAAUUUGCCGAUCAAUUCGGGCGGCAGCUCGCCGGCGCCAUCGAAUAGCGAUAGCGUUUGCAGCAACAGUAAUCCUGCUCGCCCAAAUAUCUGUCACAGCAGCUACGGCAUGAAGCCCAUCGAGAUGCGCCCACGUGGGAAUCUGUGCACUGGCGCUGGUGAUGGUAGCGCCAAUGUGCCUGGCUUAUCGCUGACAGCGCAACGUAUACUCAAUCUAUUGGAAAAUCAUACGACGCCGCUUAUGGAUGCCAAGAAAAUGGGUAGCACAUUGCGUGAACAUCAAUUGCAGCGCAGCUCAAGACACCUGACCGCCGGCUCCAAGCCAUAUUCCUAUCCCAAUCAUACUUUGGCAUUUGGCUAUAAUAACACCGCCGGCGGCAGCAGCAAUAACAAUCGGAAUAGCGAUCCGGAUAAUAGCUCUAAAUUGCUAGUGCCCACCAUGCUGCAGCUGCUGGAACGUCGACGUUUGCAUCGUGUGGCGCCCAGCACACGUGCCCUAGUUGAUGCCAAGCAAUUGGAGGAGCAACAAAUGUUGCAUCAACAGCAUCAACAGGCCGCCAAUUUGGCAGCUAACUCCAAUACGACGGUCACGGUCACGGCAACGGCCACGGGCAGCCAGAGUCAUACGAAUAAGAUGCGUUCACGUUUAUCCCAUCAGUUGCGCAAGGAUGCGCGCAUUGUGGAUGAGCAGCAGCUGCCACCAGCGCCUCUCGAUUUGCCCAACAUACGUUUUCCGGUGAUGGCCAGUGAGCCGACAUUUGAUUUGGUUAUUGCGCCGCCGCCGCCAGUGUCAGCUGCAGCAACAACUGUCCAGCAGCAGCAGCAGCUGCCCAAGCUGAACAACAACAACAACAACACCAACAAAACCAACAACAACAGCAGCAUUCGCCGCCGCGGCAAUUCAAGCACACGUUAUCAGUUUGCAACACCGCAGCCACUCAAUUGCGCCGAUCCUGCCGGAACAACUGCGGCGCCACAGAAACGAAUGAAGCAUAAUUUUAUAUUUGAUCCGCCCGUUCCAUUGGAUGAGCCGACCAAGUGUUUGCCCAACUCGUUGCAGUUCAAUGGUGCCACAUGCAACAGCAACCUGAAGAGCACCGGCAGCGUGAUUGAUGUACUGCUGCCGCCCAAGCGCACAGAAGCUCCAGCAGCAGCUCCAGCAACAGCAGCUCCUUUAACAACGGGUGGAUUUGGUGAUCAGUUUAAGAAAUCCGCCAGUGAAUGGGAGUGCGAGGCGUGCAUGUUGCGCAACAAGCAGGAGCUGAACAAAUGCGUCGCCUGCGAGACGCCCAAGCCAAAACCUAAAGGAGCCGCCAAUUCUGCUGCCUCAGGCCCAACGGCGCCGGCCAUAAACUAUCCAGCUGAGGACGAGACGGCGCGCCUUAAAACCACAAGCCUUGGCACACAGGUGUGCAUGUCCAGCAUUGCCCAAAAUAGCGGCAGCAACAGCAGCAGCUUUGGCAGCAGCAACAGCAACAGUUUUCCUAGCGGUUUUGGUGAUGCCUUCAAGCCCCCGGCAAAUAUGUGGGAAUGCGGCUGUUGUAUGAUCAUGAACCCGGCCAGCCUUAAUGAAUGCCUCGCCUGCCAGUCUCCCAAUCCCAAGAGCAGCAACAGCAACAGCAAUAGCAGUACCAACAACAACAGCAACAGCAAUAACAGCUUUAAAUUUGGUUUUGAAGCUGCCGCCGCCGGCACAGCUGUUGUGCAGCCUAAGGCGGAUGCCGGCUUCCAGCAGCUGAUCGCGGCACAAAAGUCGAGCAGCUGGAAUUGUGAGGCAUGCAUGGCACAGAAUGAUAUCAGUCGCAACAAAUGCAUAUGCUGUGAGCAACUGAAGCCCGGCACCACCGUCGAGGAGGCUUCAACCACUGCGGCUGUGCCCAAGUUUAUGUUUGGCUUUCCAGCAAAGGCUGCUUCAACAGCAGCAACAGAAGCAGGUGCAACAACAACAGCGGCAACAGCAACUGUUGCUCCAGUCACGCAGUUCAAAUUUGGGUUCGCGCCCGCUGCAGCAGUAGAUGCUGGCAAGGAUGUGGCCGAUAGCAACAAAGCUCUUACAACAACAACAACAACAACAACAACAGUAGGGGCGACAACAUUCAGUAAUUCAUCAACAACAACAGCAACGACAAAUGUCUUCAAAAUUGGCACGGGAACAGCUGCCAAAACGGUGGACUUCAAACUUGGCGACAAUGCAGCACAGCAGCAACAGUUGUCGUUGGCAACGGACAAACCUGCGCCGGCUAGCAGCAGCAUGGCGCCGGCAACAUCUAGCAGCGGCCAGGGAUUGUUUGCAACAACAACAGUGACACCAGCAGCUGCAACAACUUUUGCAUUUGGCGCCAACACGGCAACGACAACAGCAACAACAAUAGCAGCUGCCGCUGGAAAGCCCGUGGAGAGCAAAUUGUUUAACUUUGGCAGCUUUACGCCCAACACAGCCGUGUCCAGCAGCACCAGCACCAGCACCAACACCACCAGCAGCAGCAGCAGUGGCUGCAGCACAUCAAAAGCAACAACAUCAAAAGCAACAACUUCAUUUGCAACAACAGCAGCAGCAGCUACUCCUUUUGCCAAUAAUCCUGCAACAAGCGUUGCAACAUCAUCCACAACUUUGCCCAUUUUCGGCAGCAGCAGCCAGGGCUGCAACCUGUUCGGUAGCAGCAACACGGCAACAAAAACAACAAAUGCAAUGCAGCCGCUGGCGGUCAGCUCGCCAUUUGGCAUGGCGACAACAACAACAACAACAUCAGCAGCAGCAGCUGCUGCUGCCACCGUACAGCCCAAUACCGGCGGCAAUGCCACAAUCUCUGCGGUUUUUGGCAAUGUGAAUAGUCCGUUUGGCACAAAUACAGCGCCCGGUGCCGGCGGCGUCGCCUCGCCGCUGACAAACAUAUUCAACAGCAGCAGCAGCAGCAACAACAAGGGAACACCAACAACAACAGCAGCAGCAGCAACAACUGUUGCAGCAGCAACACCUAAACCGGCAUUUAAUUUUGUUAGCGCCAACGCACCAAUCGCUGCGCCCGCCGGCGGCGUCUUCAACUUUGGCGCAACGCCCACGAAUGCCGCUGCCAGUGGCAGCAGCAACAGCGGCGGCAACAGCAGCGCGUUGCCAAAGCCAGCCUUCAAUUUUACGGCAACUGCUCCACAGACGACGGCAUUUAAUUUCUCGGCGAACUCAACAACAGCUGGCGGCAAUGCGGGCAACAGCGACUUCUUUCCAAGAACGGAACGACUUUUCCAAUUUGGGGCCACUGCGGCGUCAACUGAUGCUGGUGGCACAUCAUCAACCAUGAUGCCAGCAGCAGCAAAUCAAUUGUUCAAUUUUACCGCCUCAGCGCAGCAAAUGCAGUCAACGCCAAACGCCGCUCCGUUCCAAUUUAAUGCCGGUGCGCCUGCGCCAGCCAAUAUAUUCGCUUUCAAUCCACCAAACGCUGGCAGCGCAAUGCAGAAUCCACGCCGCAAGAUACGCGGACCGACGCGUCGCCUGCCGCCGCGGUAGAAAUGGAAAGUGGCGCCGCCGCCGCUGACGCCGCCGUCAACAAUGACAGAACCGGACAACAAUGGACAACACUGGGACAC
Molecule: messenger RNA, 5552 nt
Organism: Drosophila novamexicana
Lineage: Eukaryota; Metazoa; Arthropoda; Insecta; Diptera; Drosophilidae
Gene: Nup153
Product: nuclear pore complex protein Nup153
Exons: 10
Coding region: 361-5472 (1703 amino acids)
Biological process (GO): RNA export from nucleus; protein import into nucleus
Cellular component (GO): nuclear pore
Molecular function (GO): structural constituent of nuclear pore
Source: RefSeq, a predicted model, not a curated record